AUGAGCAGAGAUGCAAAUGCAGCCCAAUCAGAAGCUUAUUGGGCAAAUCAAGCCGCAGCCCAAAAUCGUCACUUCUGCUAUGUACGACCAAAUGCCAAUGGCGGUGAUGAUGCUCCAGCUAUCAUGGAUGCGCUGAACAACAGGUGCAAUUCCAACAGCUUUGUUAUAUUUCCCGGCCCUGUUUACAACAUUCAGACCAACAUGACCACUUUAGAUCUCCAGAAUGUUGUCAUCCAUCAAUUUGGCCGCUUCCUCUGGAGUACAGACAUCGACUAUUGGCUCUCAGUAUCUAUGCCCGUUGGUUUCCAAAACCAGAGUACGGUCUGGUAUUUUGGAGGCAACAAUGUGAUUUGGGAUGGCUGGGGCGUCGGUACUCUCGAUGGCAACGGCCAAGUAUGGUACGACUGGGCUAAGAGCCAAGGAAAUUUGGCUCAUAGGCCAAUGAACAUCAACUUCCGCACUCUCACAAACUCGGUUAUCAGAAGAUUGCGCUUUGUCCAGAGUCAGAUGUGGACAAUGGCGAUUACCUACUCGAAACACGUAGAUCUAGACGACAUCUACGUCAAUAGCACGUCGACAAGCCAAUGGAGCACGCUCAACACUGAUGGCUGCGAUACCAUCUUCUCUGAUAGCAUAACGUUCAGGAGAUGGACAAUCUCCAAUGGUGACGAUGCCAUCGCUCUCAAGAUGAACUCGAGUAACAUUGCUGUUUACGACAGCUAUUUCGAGAAUGGCCAGGGUUUUGCCAUUGGAUCUAUGGGGCAAUAUAAUAACCAGUAUGAGUACCUGGAGAACUUUUAUGCCAGAAACAUCACUCUCAAAAAUACUGCUCACGUUUCUUACCUAAAGACAUGGGCGGGAAUCUCGCGAGGUUACCCUCCAAACGGCGGCGGUGGCGGAUACGGUGUCGCUCGAAACAUUACGAUUGAGAACGUUAAGCUGAUUGGCGGAAGGCAGCAGCCCUUCUUCGCUUGGCAAUGCGAGAACUAUUCCGGAUUCGCUGGUCAAGAUUGCGAUUCUUCCUUGUUUAAGAUGGAGGACGUCGCAUGGAGGAACGUUAGCGGAACAGUCGUUUCUGGAGUGACAGAGGCAGUAUAUUUCCAAUGCAGCGCUGCAGCCGGUGGCUGUGACAACUUCGAAGUGACGGGGUUUGAUGUUGUUCAUGCGGGCACCAACCAGUUGUUGUCUGUCUGGGACUGCUUCAACGUCAAUAACCCUCAAGGGUUUACAUGCACUGAAUCGCAAACCCCAAAAUUGGGCCCGGAUGAGACUGGAGGCCACGGUCCCGAUAACAAAUAA
This is a messenger RNA of Trichoderma harzianum CBS 226.95, 1299 nucleotides long. Its product is annotated as glycoside hydrolase family 28 protein. Gene Ontology annotation, biological process: carbohydrate metabolic process. Lineage: Eukaryota; Fungi; Ascomycota; Sordariomycetes; Hypocreales; Hypocreaceae. The record is from RefSeq and is a predicted model, not a curated record. Bases 1 to 1299 code for a protein of 432 amino acids. The transcript has a single exon. Gene Ontology annotation, molecular function: polygalacturonase activity.